Messenger RNA from Aspergillus ochraceoroseus IBT 24754, 2724 nucleotides. Its product is annotated as DUF3405 domain-containing protein. The record is from RefSeq and is a predicted model, not a curated record. The coding region runs from base 1 to 2724 and encodes 907 amino acids. The transcript is spliced from 4 exons. Lineage: Eukaryota; Fungi; Ascomycota; Eurotiomycetes; Eurotiales; Aspergillaceae.
AUGAAUCAAUGUAACUACUACUUCGAUUGUUUUGCAGCCGCCAAUUGGCCAAACCAAGGCGGCAGGCCCGCUUUGUUGCCGUUACUGUGGUCCUCUUUUGUUGAUGUUGGCGAGUACAAGGCCUGCCGAUUCCUCCGUCUUCACCAUAAUUCUCAUUAUCAUAGACGAAUAUCUGGAGAUUUCUUCCAGCUUCUUGAACGGUCAUUUGUGACUUCGUUGCCGCCUUCUCCUCCAGUUUAUGCGAAUUAUCGUCGAAACCACAUCAUGAGGUUCCAGAAAAGGAGGCGUUCGCCCUCUUACAAUGCGCUAUCUAGCCCACCAGACACGCACGAUGAUGGGAUUGAUAUCGAGAAACAAUUUGCCCGCAAAAACUAUCAUUACCGCCACGACAGUCACACUUCAUUAGACUGCGACAGCGGCGAUGACUCUGUCAGAUCCUCCUCCUCCUCCUCUGCAGCUUCCUCCUAUCCAAUGUUGAAUACCCCUGCUACCGCGAGACGGACUCGGACCAGGAUCGGCUUUUAUCGUGUCCCCCACCGAAUUAUGAGAUGGCUCUGUCUCGCUCUAUUUUCUGCCCUCCUCAUCUUUAUCCUCACUCUUUUCCGCUUUACCAUCAAAUCGCACGUCGCACCAGCCCCGCUCGAACUGCCUAAAGUUCCCCAGAAAGCACCCCAGUGGGAGAGUUUCCCCUUCCUGAAGCGCUAUCAUGGUGGUAUUCGGACACUAGUUCCCCGCAAAGGACAGGUUCCGGAGUAUCCCAACGACGACCCUGAAGGCAUGAUCUCUGACAUUGAAGUUAAUGUAAAUGCCACAAACAUUCAAUCUCGGGACCAGAUCUUGCCAUUCACUAGCUCAGCUUUUAAUCCUUACCCCGACUAUGCCUCCGAGGAAUAUGUUGAAAAGUAUGGUAAAAAAUAUGAGUGCUUCUUGGACGAUGAUGACACACUCCGAAUCCCUUGGGUUCACUAUUAUCCUGGAGUCCCAAAAGGUUUCCCAGAUGCUGUGAUGGGCUCAAAUGAGAUUUUAGGAAUUCAGGACGACAUUUGCUUCGAUCGUUUUGGACGCCUUGGUCCUUAUGGCUUGGGGUACAGUGUACGAAAAGGUGGCAUUGGCGCGGGCCUAGAAGGUCAUCGCGAAGGCUCGGAGCGUAUCUGGGACGAUUUCCCCCCAGUGGAUUUCCGCCGAGUAAACUGGGCGGCUGCCCAGAAUCGGUGCGCGUCUAUCAAUAGCCAUCGAUUCCAGGAUCUCCCUAAGCCGCAGCUUAACCGCUUUUACGCCAUGCCUGUCGGGAUUGAAAAUCGAGACAAACAACCGGACGAGACCCUUGUGAAUGAGAUUGAACAACCCCAAGGGAGAAAGCAGCGCCUACCUCGAACAGCAGUCGUGAUCAGAACAUGGCAUAAUUUCCAAUAUACUUCGGAGGAUAUCUUAUACCUGCGAUCAUUGAUCUCCGAGCUCUCACUCCUGUCCGGCGGAGAGUACACGAUUCAUUUCCUGGUUCAUGUGAAGGAUGAAAAUCUCCAGAUAUGGGCGGACGACAAAACAUACGAUCGGGUGCUCAGGGAUGCUCUUCCUGAAGAAUUCCGUGGGAUGGGUAUCCUUUGGUCAGAAAAGCAAAUGGCGCUCUUCUACCCGGGGUUGGAGGAAACGUUGGCUCGUGGGUUGUCUGUUCAUGGCGUAUAUCGCAGCACCUACAUGCCCAUGCAGUACUUUGCAUACCGACACCCAGAAUAUGAUUAUUAUUGGAAUUGGGAGAUGGAUACUAGAUACUCCGGCCACUGGUACCAUUUUUUUGACAAGGUAGUUGGCUGGGCACGACAACAGCCCCGAAAGGGGCUCUGGGAGAGAAACGCUCGUUUCUACGUUCCGUCUGUCCAUGGAUCCUGGGAAGAUUUUAGGCAAAUGGUUCGCGUGCAAACCGAAAUUGGUACCAACACCCCCAACAACAUGUGGAGUGCAGGGUCACCCGGAGACUUCUCUCGCGGUGACAAGAGUGCCCUCCGCCGUCUAGGUGAUAAGCCUAUUUGGGGACCACUGCGUCCCGAUGAGCAAGACAUUCUAGAGGUCGAAGGAGAAGGGAUCCCGAAAACGACGAUAGACAAGGAUCGGUACGAAUGGGGAGUCGAUGAAGAAGCUGACCUGAUUGUGUUCAACCCUCUAUAUGAUCCUGACAGCACAACCUGGCUACUUCGAGAUGAUGUUACUGGUUAUAACAAGGAGAACGGAAUGCCGCCACGACGAACGGCAAUCAUUACGGCUUCCCGGCUCUCGCGAAAAUUGUUGGACACCAUGCACAAGGAGACACUCUUCAAACGUCAUACCAUGUUCUCAGAAAUGUGGCCAGCCACCACCGCUUUACAUCACGGCUUCAAGGCAGUGUAUGUACCUCAUUCAGUUUAUAUCGAUCGCCGAUGGCCUAUCGAGUAUCUCGAAUCUGUUUUCAACGCUGGACGCAAUGGUGCAUCAGGAGGAGCACGGACGUCCGUCUUUGGAGACCGUGAACACAACUUCCGUGGCACAACGUGGUUCUACUCCGCGGGCUUUUCGCCAAAUCUCUGGAGGCGUUGGCUGGGCUACAAAGUUGAUAAUGAUGGUGGGGAGCAAGAGGAACUUGCUGGUGAAGGACGCAUGUGUUUACCACCAAUGCUCCUCCACCCUGUGAAAGAGGUGGAUAUGAUCAUCGAUGACGGGGUUGACGAUGAAGAGGAGAGUUCUGAGGAGUAA